CUUGAGUUUUGGACAUGCGCAGAAGAUCCAUCAAGUGAUCGUGCAUUAAUACUUUAUUUAUAUACAAAAAACCUUCUAAAUAGUAUUCCAUAUGAUCCAUUAGAAGCAGAACUAUUAGUAAAAAACCAAAAUCUUCAAAAUAAGAUCGACCAGUUUUGGGGUUGUUUCAAUCCUUCUAUCAAAAUAAAUAAUCGUGGUAUAAAUGCAAGAAAAUAUUCACGAAUUAAUGGACCUGGUUGUAUUGCUAUAAAUAAACCUAUAGUAACUCAAAAUCAAAUAUCAGAAAUCAAAAAUCGGGAGUUUGAAGUAUUUUUUGCAGAUAAAGACAAUGUGUUUAUGAGUUCUUACAAAGUUCAUUCAAAAACUAAUCUUCCAAUUCUUUAUCUAAAAGACAAUAAGGAAGCACUUUGGAAAAAAUAUGAAGCGAUUUACUCAGAUAGAAUUAAAUGA
This is a messenger RNA of Racocetra persica, 450 nucleotides long. The record is from the annotation of a GenBank genome assembly. Lineage: Eukaryota; Fungi; Glomeromycota; Glomeromycetes; Diversisporales; Gigasporaceae.